AUGCUGAUCCCCACGAGCAAGGCUGACGGCAUAUCAGGCUCGGCCUUUCCAGCCCGCACCAGCUCCGUGCCAAGAAGAGCAUCGAUCCACGCCCUCAAGGUCGAAGGAAUGGACAUGAACCAGCCCACCCACGCCUACCCGAGCUCGGGCUACCUGACGCCAUCCCCCUACGACCGCCGCGACUCGGUUGCCUCGAUGCAGUCGGCCGCUUCUUGUGCCCACAGCUACUCGAGCAACAGUCCUGCCGGCUACUACCCCACCCAAAUGCCUCUCACUCCCCACUCGUCGCGGGAGCCGAUGGAGGACUAUUGGUUGAUGCAUCCCAACGGCGGAGUCCCCUUUGACCACCCGACAGCGCAAGACGCCCCCCGCCAUGACCUCGACGACUUCGCUCACGAAGCCUGGCAAAACCACCUGAGCUUCCCUCCCAAGCCCAGGGCGCUCGAGUCGGAGCAUCAGAGCCGGCCUAACAGCUGGGCCAUGGUGCCACCGAACAUGAACCCCGGCGGCCUGAGAGUAUCCGUAUCCGAAGGUGAUGGCAUGGGCUUGCCUGGCUCGCGAGACUUCCCCCCAUUCUGCGAACCCCAGAUGGCUCCGCACGCACCGAGGACAUUACAGCCGCCCGCCGAGAUUUUCAGCAACUCGGAGAUUUGGAACGCGCAAGAGCACGCGGCCCCGCCAAACUUUGCCAUGUCGAGCAUGCCGGCAGAGGUGUUCGCGCCAACGGCCGUGAACUCGGGCUACAACCCGAGUUACGGUUGGCCGGGCCAGGCCCAGCCGGCGUAUGACCUCCCCAUCUUCAACGAGACGGAGUCGGUCCAGCCCGAGGACACGAUCGUGGACGGAGAUAGUAACAAGUACAAUGAGAUGCAGUCAGACAGCCUCGAUGACAGCUUCUCGUACGAUGACGGGUACAGCUCAACCAACCCCGAGGAGCCCCUCAUCAAGCAAGAGGGGGACUCGGACUACCGGCGAGACUCCAAGCACGGCGUGCGCGACUUCAUGACGCCGGGGCGGAAAGGCAGCCGUCGGGACUCCAAGGUGCGGGCGAGCGGAAUCACCAAACGAAAGAUGCGCUCGGGCAACAUGCUGGAAUCAUUCGACACCCACCACAACGGGUGCCCCGUCGAGGUCAAGUACCAGUCCGGGAUCCAGGUCGACCCCAAGUCGGGUCGGUACUGCUCGGCGACGGGCGAGACCAAGAAGCAACGGUGCCGGUUCGAGGGCUGCAUCAAGACGUUCGCGCGGCCAGAGCACCUCAAGCGCCACGAGAACACGCACAGCAAGGAGCGGCCGUUCCCCUGCGUGGUGCCCCACUGCGGCCGUCGCUUCAGCCGCAACGACAACCGCAAGGCGCACUACGAGACACACCUCAAGGAGGCGCUGCUCGGCAAGAAGGCGCGCAACGCACCCGUCACCUUCGACGCCCUGUGCACGUACCUGCAUCAAUCCGAGCCCGAGGACGAGGCGCGGAAGAUGAUCGAGAAGCUGCAGAACCCGAAGUCCAAGAUGAAGUCGAGGGACUGA
Diplodia corticola is the source of this 1527-nucleotide messenger RNA. RefSeq names its product krueppel-like factor 13-like. Gene Ontology annotation, molecular function: RNA polymerase II cis-regulatory region sequence-specific DNA binding; DNA-binding transcription factor activity, RNA polymerase II-specific. The transcript has a single exon. Gene Ontology annotation, biological process: regulation of transcription by RNA polymerase II. The record is from RefSeq and is a predicted model, not a curated record. The coding region runs from base 1 to 1527 and encodes 508 amino acids. NCBI's taxonomy places the organism in Eukaryota, Fungi, Ascomycota, Dothideomycetes, Botryosphaeriales, Botryosphaeriaceae.